Molecule: messenger RNA, 1146 nt
Organism: Protobothrops mucrosquamatus (brown spotted pit viper)
Lineage: Eukaryota; Metazoa; Chordata; Lepidosauria; Squamata; Viperidae
Product: putative P2Y purinoceptor 10
Exons: 1
Coding region: 13-1107 (364 amino acids)
Biological process (GO): phospholipase C-activating G protein-coupled receptor signaling pathway; positive regulation of Rho protein signal transduction
Cellular component (GO): membrane
Molecular function (GO): G protein-coupled receptor activity
Source: RefSeq, a predicted model, not a curated record
GACCGGACAGAGAUGCCGGCUGACAAUUCUUCCGAAAAUUGUUCCGAUCCUUCCAUGGGUUUCCAGGCCUCCUUAUAUGCAGCGACGUACGUGAUUAUUUUCAUCCCUGGUCUGGUGGGCAACAGCCUUGCUCUGUGGGUUUUGUGUUGCUUCAUCAAGAAGGAAAGCAAAGCAGCCAUUUUCAUGAUGAAUUUGGCCGCAGCUGAUCUGGCUCAUGUCCUCUCCUUGCCUUUGAGGAUGUACUACUAUAUCAACCACAGCUGGCCCUUUGGGGGCUUCCUCUGUCAGUUCUGCUUCUACCUGAAAUACCUCAACAUGUACGCCAGCAUCUGCUUCCUCACUUGCAUCAGCAUCCAGAGGUAUCUCUUUCUGCUUCAUCCCUUCCGAACCAAAAGUUGGAAUUACAGACAUGAUGUUGCCGUAAGUGCUAUGGUCUGGAUCGUGGUGGGGGCUGCUUGCUUGCCCCUCCCAAUCCUGAGAAGUCCUAGCUUAACCAACAAUGCCAAUACCUGCUUCGCUGACCUCGGAGUCAAACAGUUAACAAGGGCAGCCUCCGUAGCACUGAUGGUGGUAGCUGAGCUCUCUGGAUUUCUGCUCCCUCUUGUAAUAAUCCUUUACUGCACGUGGAAGAUGAGGCAGUCCCUGCAGGAUCCCCACGCUCCGUUGCAACAGGCUGACGAGAGGCGGAAAGCUUGGCGUCUGAUCUUGGGCUGUGCGGCCGUCUUCUUCAUCUGCUUCACCCCCUACCAUGUGAACCUCCCGAUCUUUAUGAUGGUCAAACAAGGUGUCUUUGGAAGCUGCUUGGUCCGUCACCAAGUUCUGAAUUUCCACUCCAUUUCUUUGUGCCUUGCAAGCCUGAAUUGCUGCUUGGAUCCAAUUCUCUACUAUUUCAUGACAUCAGAAUUUCAGCAAAGGCUAUUCCGACACAGCGGGGCUGCCUUCCUGCACCGGUUCAUCCGUUUAGACAACAUCAGGACUGCCGUUUCCACUGCCAAAGAGCAGGAGGAGGUUGGGAAGAGAAGCGAAAAUGUUUUAAUGGCCUAUUUCCGAUCCUUUCGGCCUCAAAGACUUGAAAAUGAUAGCCUGGCGACUCCUCUGUCUUCUUAGCUAAUCAAUGAUACACAGAGGUCCAUAUCGGAAGAUCUC